This is a messenger RNA of Penicillium cinerascens, 1755 nucleotides long. RefSeq names its product fungal specific transcription factor domain-containing protein. The coding region runs from base 1 to 1755 and encodes 584 amino acids. Gene Ontology annotation, biological process: DNA-templated transcription. Gene Ontology annotation, molecular function: zinc ion binding; DNA binding. Lineage: Eukaryota; Fungi; Ascomycota; Eurotiomycetes; Eurotiales; Aspergillaceae. The transcript is spliced from 2 exons. The record is from RefSeq and is a predicted model, not a curated record.
AUGGGCGAGUGCUCCGAAGCCGUUCAAGACUCGUAUGCCAGCGGUGUCACUCUCGGAAAGGAAUAUAUUCCGCCAUCCCAAGUCCCUUCACAAUUCGAUCUGUCACCACUCGGCAAUCUCGGUACGACACCGCCAGAUCCUUCGUUCAUCGACGAAUCGGUCGGGACCGGAGCUGCUAGGCGCAGUCUGCCCCCGAACGCAUCUGCAAACUUAACCUCUGCUGUAUCGGAUAAUCUAGCAUACGUCGGAGAGUUCGCGGUCCUGCCAAAUCAUAGGCCGCUGCCUUCCGAGGCCUCGAUCGUUGUCGGGUCCUUCUCUAGGACAGUCGAGGAACAAACGGUGGCUACCACAGAAGCUGACUAUUUACCACCCCAAUCGAUGAUCGUCGCCCUCACUGGGACCUAUUUCAAAUAUCUCUACCAUAGGAUGCCUGUUGUGGAUCGUCAGGACGUUGUUCCCACGUGCCACUCCACGCUUCUGCUACAGUCUCUAUGCCUAGCGGGGUCUAUUCUCCGUCAUCCAAAGUCAACGACAAGUCUUGUGGAGAGCGAAAAAUACUACUCAAGAGCAAAAGCACUAUUCUACACAAACCACGAACGCGAUCCCAUUACCAUACUCAAGGCGUUGUGUCUCCUCGCAUUGUGGAAUGUCACUCCUCCUGCUGUGAUAACGAUCGACAACAGCUGGAAUUGGCUAGGUCUUGCUAUCCGUCUUUCCUUUCAAAUGGGCCUUCAUCGGGAAUCAACGUACUCGCAAAGAUCUACCCCAGGCUGUGCUCGCAGAAUAGGGUGGUUUCUCUAUGCGCAUGACAAAUUGCAAGCGGCUUGCUUUGGCCGGCCCCAAAUGAUCAAGUCACAAGACUUUGAUUUAGAUCCACCGCGUGUCACAGACUUUGAAGACGCUCAAAUGGAACAAGCCCGUUUGUUCAUCCUCUACGCAAAGUUGACGACCAUUUUAGAGAAGAUGUUGCCCCUUCACCACCGGGGAGUUUCUACCGGUCCAGACGAAGCUUUAUCUGUUCUCUCAGAUUUAAAGAAUUGGGUGGCAAUCAUCCCACCGGAUAUUCGACUAUUUGAUGAACGAGGCAAUAGAAUCUACGAACGUGGCUUCUAUGAAAUUCUUACUUGGUAUUUUACUUGUAUCAUUACAUUUUUCCAUGUCCAUGGACGACUUUUCCACCCUUCAGCCACAUUCACGAUAACCUUGGUGGCGUCUUCAUGCAUGAUCCGCCUCUAUCAAGAGAUGGACUACCGAGACGACAUUAACUAUCUCAUGUCCAUUAACAAUUGGUCCAUGAUGGUAGCUGCGCUUCCUCAACUCAGCAGCAUCCGCAACGAGAACAUCACCAUUAACCCCGGAGACGAAAAUCGGCGUCGUGAUCCACUAGAAUUGGAAGAGCUAGAUAUUCUUUUGGGGGUCCUUGCUCAAAGAACACUAAAGUUCCCCGGUGCGAGGGCAAUAGUUGAAAGAAUUCUGCGCUGCAAAGCCGAGAUAUUGUCACAUGGUGGUUCACUAAAUCAAUUACCAGGGCUUGAAGACACAAGGAGAGCGUCGUGGGACCCGAUUUGGAGAGAAUACACUCCCAUGCCGAGAGUACACGAGUUAUUUCCAUUCGAUCAGCAAUUGAGCCCGAGAAUAGAGCUACUGUCCACGAUGGAAACGGAAAACUCUACAAACGGACUUUUCGAAGGUUUCACGGACUGGUCAAUAGAGAGUCUUUUAAAUCUAGAUACACUCAACUCAUUUGUCUCUUAG